AUGUCGGACGAUAAGAAGGCACUAGAGGAGGUGCAUGGCAUCUCCACUGCCAUUGACGACCCAGCACGCGUUCUACCUGGAUAUGGGCAGACUACCAAGCGCGAGGGCGCAAAGACCAAGGAGGUCCACAAUGCCGAUCUGUUCGCUGCUAUCGAGGAGACUAAAAUUGAAAGAUGGAGCAAGAAUUCCAUCCACUUGUACUUCUGUAUCUUCGUCGCUUUCUGCUGCGCCUGUGCCAAUGGUUAUGAUGGUUCGCUGAUGGGAUCGAUUCUCGCCAUGGACCAUUAUCAAGACGUCUUUAAAACUGGCAUGGAUGGACCCAAGGUUUCUGUUGUUACUUCUCUCUACACAGUUGGAUCAAUUGUCUGUACUCCAAUCAGUGCUACUAUUUCCGACAAACUUGGCCGUCGCAAGUGUAUGUUUGUGGGCGCCUGGGUGAUUAUUAUUGGAUCUAUCAUUAUUUCCAGUGGCCAUACUCUCGCACAAUUCGUUGUUGGCCGCUUCAUUCUCGGUGCGGGCAUUCAGAUUAUGGUUGUUUCCGCCCCUGCCUAUGCAGUUGAGAUUUCUCCGCCUCACUGGCGUGGUCGUGCCGUCGGUUUCUACAACUGCGGUUGGUUUGGUGGCUCCAUCCCUGCUGCUGUUAUCACAUUCGGCUGCGAAAAGAUUGGCAACAACUGGCAGUGGCGUAUCCCCUUCAUCUGCCAAUGCUUUGCUUGCAUUAUCGUCAUCAUCUCCGUUUGGUUCAUUCCCGAGUCACCUCGUUGGCUCAUUGCUAACGGCCGGAACGAAGAAGCCAUUGCGUUCCUGGUCAAGUAUCACGGCAAUGGUGACCCUAACGCUCGAUUGGUCCGCCUUGAGAUUGAGGAGAUGAAGGAAGGUAUUCGAAUCGAUGGUAUUGACAAGAGAUGGUGGGAUUACCGACCAUUCAUCACUACCCACAGUGGACGCUGGCGUUUCGCUCAAGUCAUCAUGAUCUCCAUCUUUGGACAGUGGUCCGGCAACGGUCUCGGUUACUUCAACGCCACUAUCUUCAAGGUUAUCGGAUACGAGAAGAGCUCUACCCAAUUGUUGCUCAACAUCGUCAACUCUAUUGUCUCAGCUGUGGGUGCACUUAGUGCUGUGUACUUCACUGACAAGAUGCGUCGUCGCCCUGUGCUUAUCUUCGGUACCCUUGCAUGCGCUGUUACCCUGGCUAUCAAUGCCGGUAUUCUACAGGAAGUUGCCAAUACCGGGACAAUCAACAAAACCAAGGGACAAGCUGCCCUUGCUUUCUACUAUCUUUUCAACACCGUCUUCUCGUUCACCUACACCCCCCUUCAGGGUGUCAUUCCCGCUGAGGCAUUGGAGACAACAACUCGUUCCAAGGGUUUGGCCUUGUCAGGCUUCAUGGUCAGCAGCAUUAGUUUCAUCAGUCAGUUCGCUACACCUAUUGGUCUUGCAGACAUCUCCACCAACUACUUCUGGAUCUUCGUCGGUUGGGACGUCGUCGAGUCCGUUUUCUGGUACUUCUUCUGUGUCGAAUCCCAGGGCCGAACUCUGGAGGAAUUGGAGUGGGUCUACCAGCAGCCCAACCCUGUCAAGGCAUCCCAGAACUUGGACAAGAUUGUUGUCCAGAGCGACGGAACCGUCACAGAGAAAAUUGAAGAUGAUGCGUAA
Messenger RNA from Penicillium paradoxum, 1656 nucleotides. RefSeq lists its product as uncharacterized. Gene Ontology annotation, molecular function: carbohydrate:proton symporter activity. The record is from RefSeq and is a predicted model, not a curated record. Gene Ontology annotation, cellular component: membrane. Bases 1 to 1656 code for a protein of 551 amino acids. The transcript is spliced from 9 exons. NCBI's taxonomy places the organism in Eukaryota, Fungi, Ascomycota, Eurotiomycetes, Eurotiales, Aspergillaceae. Gene Ontology annotation, biological process: carbohydrate transport; transmembrane transport.